This is a messenger RNA of Periophthalmus magnuspinnatus, 3915 nucleotides long. RefSeq names its product intraflagellar transport 81 homolog (gene ift81). Gene Ontology annotation, molecular function: tubulin binding. Bases 259 to 2283 code for a protein of 674 amino acids. Lineage: Eukaryota; Metazoa; Chordata; Actinopteri; Gobiiformes; Gobiidae. Gene Ontology annotation, biological process: cilium assembly; intraciliary transport. Gene Ontology annotation, cellular component: centrosome; cilium; intraciliary transport particle B. The transcript is spliced from 18 exons. The record is from RefSeq and is a predicted model, not a curated record.
ACGGACUUCUCUGUUUCCAUGGGAACAGUCUCAGUUUCUUCUUGGCUAACAUUAGCUCCGCUAGCUUACUUCGCUGAAAACCAUUAAGCUUGAUACAUUUUUAUUUCUAGACUAAUCCAUAUAGCAGACAAUACUUCGAUAGAACAAUCUAGUGUCAAACAAGAUAGCUGUUUUUAUCUAAUACGGGGUCUGCUAGAUCGUGGAGAGCAGGAGCGAGUUGAGCUAGCUAUCUUUUUAGAGCGGACAUACUGUGACAAAAUGAGUGAACAGCUGAAGUUUAUCGUUGACCAACUAAACAGGGAGCCAUUCAAGAAAAACCUAAAUCUCAUCACAUUUGAUUCCCUCGAGCCAAUGCAACUUCUGCAGAUUUUAAAUGAUGUUUUGGCUGAAAUAGACCCAAAGCACGCUAUAGACAUCCGUGAAGAAAUGCCUGAACAGACAACCAAAAGGAUGUGUGCUCUUCUGGGUAUGCUAAAGUACAAGCCGCCGGGAAACCUCUCUGAUGUGAGCAGAUUCAGACAGGGCUUGGUUACAGGCAGUAAACAAGUGGUUCAUCCCAUCCUCUUUUGGCUACUGCAAAAGGUCCCUGAGCUUAAGAAACGUGCCUAUUUGGCCCGCUUUCUUGUUAAAUUGGAGAUACCAACUGAAUUCUUGCAGGACGAUAUCAUCAAUGAUACUUACCACCAGUAUGAAGAACUGGUAGAAGGUUUUAAGACCUAUCACAAGGAGUGCGAGCAGCUAAGGACAUCUGGGUUUUCCACAGCCGAAAUAAGAAGGGACAUCAGUGCAAUGGAGGAAGAGAAAGACCAGCUGAUCAAGCGCGUGGAGAGGCUGAAGAAGCGGGUGGAGUCAGUGUCCAACCAUCAGAGGAUGCUGGAGCAGGCCAGGCAGCUGCGAGUGGAGAAGGAAAGGGAGGAGGCACUGGCUCAUCAGAAACAAGAGCAGAAGAACCAGCUCUUCCAGGCUGAACAGAGACUGCAGAGGUCCCAGCAGCAGUUGAAGGAUUUGCGACAGGCUUCAGCAGAUGCCAGUCCAGAGAGCCUAAUGAAGAGACUUGAAGAAGAGAUCAAGAUAAACUCCUACAUGGUUUUUGAAAAAUUACCUAAGGAGCUCGACAGCAUGCGGAAAACGGUGCAGUUUCUUCAGAAAGUGGUGUCUGAACCUGCCAUGAGCCAAGCAGAUAUUCAAGAGCUAGAGGACAAGAUUAAAGAUAUCGAUUCACAAAUAAGCCAGUUAAUAGAGAAGAGGAUGAUGAGAAAUGACCCAAUGGAUGACAAAUUGACUCUAUAUAGGCAACAGGCCUCCAUAAUCAUCCGAAAAAAGGAGGCCAAAGCUGAGGAGCUGCAGGAGGCGAGGGAGGAGCUUUCCAAUGCAGAGAAAGAGCUUAAUCAGAGGGGCAAGCAUGGAACAGAUGGAGACAGCAUCGUUAAAAGUGAAGAGAUGCAAAGGCUGGUGACGAGGCUGCGCAGCAAAGGAACCCAAUACAAGAUGCGGCAGAAGGAGUUGGCAAAGCUGCAGGCAGAGUAUGGAGUACUGCAGCGGACAGAGGACAUUCUCACACAAAGCCAUGAGACUGUCCAGAAGAGACUGGAAAUUGUAGAAGCUGAACGGGGAAUUGCUGGCUACAGCAACACACAAGAAGAACUAGAGCGAGUAUCUGCCAUUAAAAGUGAACUGGAUGAGAAGAAAGGCAGAACACUGGACAGCAUGUCAGAAAUGGUGAAGAAAUUAAACAGCACGAUCGCUCAAAAGAAGGAGGCUUUGUCUCCACUUAUAAAAGAACUGAGAUCACUGAGAGAGCAAUGCCACAAGGUAAGGCAGGAGUACGAGGACAAAAAAGCCCAGUAUGAACGCACUGCUGCUGGUCUUGAGAGCAACUGUUCAAAGUUGGAACAGGAUGUUAAAUUGCUGAAAGAGGAGACGGCACAAGAUGAGAACCAAUAUCAUUAUCUCAACAGCCAGUCCCAGAUCAUUGAGAUGCAAAUUCAGCGGGCGACCGAUGAGGUGAAGGCCUAUGUGUCCUCAGACCCACAGGAGAGGAAGAAGACGGUCAGGGAAAUGUACUUGAAAAACAUCACAGAGCAGGAGCUACUUGGAAAGAAAUUGCGUGAAAAGCAGAAGAUGGUACGAGAAAACCACAGCCACAACAUGGAGCAGAUGAAGAUGUGGAAGGACCUGGAGUUAUUGAUAGCGUGUAAAAAACAGUGCUUCAUUAAGGCUCAAAACCAGGCAUCUAUUGGGAAAGUCAUUCAAGAAGGAGGAGAGGACAGGCUUGUGUUGUAGGUUUAGGAAGUUCAUUCACACUACAUUCAAUUAUGGCCACUUCAAUAUUUAUCUGUGAUGAUAGUAAUACUUUUCAUAUACAUUUUGCAGUUUUAUUUUAAUAGAUACUUUUUAAUAUGCAAUGAGAUCAGAAAAAACAAAGCUAUUUAAACCUUUUGACCUUUAGGAGAUGCUAUUACAUAAUAUUAUUUACUGAUCACAGUUAUAACUUGUAUAAACAUAUUGGGCUAAGUUAACCCAUAUUUUGUCUCUUUGUCAAUGCUUCCACUUCUUCAGAUUGGCAUAGUUGGUUAAGUUUCUUGGAGGUGCUGCUAAACUGUUUUUUCAGUAACCCACGGGACAUGUGGUUUUGACACAUCUUUAAGGAUACACUUUCAGGCAAAGUGUUCAAAGAUAACAGAUUACAAAGUGGAGCUCUUAGGAUGAUGCCGCUGUCAACUAUUUCUGGCAACAGACACUUUGACCUUGGACACAUCGUCAUGUCUGUCUUGGAGAUCAUAUGAUUAGCUUAUGAUAUACUUAAACUUAAAAACUAUUUAACGUCAACACUGUUUUUGUGUGUUACUUAAAAAAAAACUCAAUUGUGACACACUUAAAUGCAAUGGAGUUAUUGACUUGAAUAUACUGUAUGCUUCCAUAUAGAUUUUAACAACAUCUUCAAUUGAAUUUGUCCUUUUCAUCUUCACAUACGUUUUCCCAAUGCUGACAGACUAUAUUAGCAGGUUUUGAGCCAAAAGGAUCAAGUGAACAUUUGAAAAAGCUUAAUGUAACUAGCACCGUGUCAUUAUGCCAGGCACCUUAUGCUUCUUGGAGCUGCAUUGAGAUGUGUUAAGAGAUGAUACAUGCCUGUCCUAUGAAGAAUCUAAUAAAAAUCCUCUACAGGGAGGGCCAUGAUGGGUGGGUGUUGACCCUGUGACCCCUACGCACCCAUAACACUCUGAGGGCUUUUACUUUUGAUAUGGAGAUGCAAUUUACUUCAAAGUUACACUUCUAGCCAGGCCUCAACAGUCAUUCUAAGUUUGUAUUGUAUAUCUUUUUUCCUCAGAUUGCAUUUUCUGCUAUGGUAUUUCAGAGACAAUUCAAUCAUCAUUUUGUGCUUUAUUUAGUGCAUGAGCUCACUCAUACUCUGUAAGAACAGGGGCUCUUCUAGUAAGUGUAAAUGAGGUAGUAAUAGAAUAAGACAUGGGGCUUUUGUAAUGGGAUGCCUGCAGUCAGGGAGAUAUGUGGGUGUGGGUAGCUACAUGUGUUGGAGGCUGUUCUGGUUAUUAGAAGUAGGCUAUGUUAUACAAUAGGAUCAUAAUUCAAUACAGUUGAAUAAUAUGCUUAUUUAUAAAGGCUUCUGGACUAGAUUGUUGUGAUGGGCCAUUAUUUGCUUUGACUGUCAGCAGGUCUUUUGUAUGAAAAAUGUAAUGUUGCUAUAUCAACCACAGACAAUCAAUAACUUAUCCAUGGAGACAACAAGCACAUGUUAUACCUUCUCCAGAAAAGUUGCAUAAUGUACCUUUAAACACCAACACUUGUCUCAAAAAAUAAGAUGGCUAAAUGUAGCCUGUGAACAAUUAUUCUAAAAUAUUUUUGGGGAUGGGCAAGGUGAUAACACUUUUCAUAAUAAAACUAAAAAUAAAAGUUCAU